Molecule: messenger RNA, 330 nt
Organism: Aureococcus anophagefferens
Lineage: Eukaryota; Pelagophyceae; Pelagomonadales; Pelagomonadaceae
Exons: 1
Biological process (GO): removal of superoxide radicals
Molecular function (GO): superoxide dismutase activity; copper ion binding
Source: RefSeq, a predicted model, not a curated record
GGCACGGUCACCUUCGAGCAGGACGGCGGCGCGGCCUGCGUCAUCGAGUGGGACCUGACGGGCCUGUCGCCGGGGCUCCACGCGCUGGCGAUCCACGAGCACGCGGUCUUCGACGCGGGCCUCGCGGGCGCCGGCGCACGCUACAACCCGCACAAGGCCAAGCUCGGCGGGCCCUACACCGUCGAGAAGCGCGUCGGCGACCUCGGCAACGUCCGCGCGAAGAGGGACGGCACGAGCGCGGGCCGCACGACGAACGCGCAGGUCUGCCUCUGGGGCGACUUCAACGUCGCGGGCCGGUCCGUCGUCGUCUACGCGGACGCCGACGACCUC